Molecule: messenger RNA, 4154 nt
Organism: Talpa occidentalis (Iberian mole)
Lineage: Eukaryota; Metazoa; Chordata; Mammalia; Eulipotyphla; Talpidae
Gene: PI16
Product: peptidase inhibitor 16
Exons: 6
Coding region: 48-1430 (460 amino acids)
Cellular component (GO): extracellular region
Source: RefSeq, a predicted model, not a curated record
CCAGCUGCCAAACCCCUGGAUGGGAGAGGCAGACAGGGCUGGCCACCAUGCACAGCUCCCACAAUCUCCUGGCACUUCUGCCACCACUGCUGCUACUGCUGGUGGCGGCCACAGGCCCUGCCAGGGCCCUCACUGAUGAUGAGAAGCACGUGAUGGUGGAGCUGCACAACCGCUACCGUGCCCAGGCUUCCCCAUCGGCGUCCAACAUGCUGCAAAUGACGUGGGACGAGUCCCUGGCCGCCUUCGCCAAGGCCUACGCGAAGCAGUGCGUGUGGGGCCACAACAAGGAGCGUGGGCGGCGUGGGGAGAACCUGUUCGCCAUCACCGACGAGGGUGUGGACGUGCCACUGGCCGUGGAGGAAUGGCACCAUGAGCGCGAGCACUACAACCUCAGCGCUGCCGCCUGCGACUCGGGCCAGAUGUGCGGCCACUACACACAGGUGGUCUGGGCCAAGACGGAGAGGAUUGGCUGUGGCUCCCACUUCUGUGAAAAGCUCCAAGGCGUUGAAGAAACCAAUAUCCACUUGCUGGUUUGCAAUUAUGAACCCCCGGGGAACGUGAAGGGGCAGAGGCCCUACCUGGAGGGAACUCCGUGCUCCCAGUGCCCCUCCGGUUACCGCUGCGAGAACUCACUCUGCGAACCCAUCAAAGUCACGGAAGCAACUCAAAAUUUGUCCGACCUGGUAACUGAGGUCCCACCUUCUGUGGCGACUGAGGCCUCCAGCACUAGGAAAACUAGUAUCCCUUCUACCCUAGCAACAGAAACUCCAUCCUUGGUAACGAAGGUUUCAGAUUCCCUGGCAACCAAGACUCUACCUGCCAUAGAAACCAAGGCACCAUUUUCUAUAGCAACGGAAGACCUCCCCUCCAUAGCAACAGAGGCACAACCUUCCUUGACAUCUGAGGCCCCUUCCUUUUUGGCAAACCACAGUCUGGUCUCUUUGGAUGAGGGGCCAGCUACCUUCCCUGGAUCGACCCAUGAGCCUGUUCCCGAAUCGACAGACAAAGAGGUCAGGGGGAUAGAAAAACCCUCCAAGAGCCCAGAGAGUUCUUUGCUCCCCAAGAAGCCCUUGACUGGGACACAGGAGCUGCUUCCCCACUUCCAGGAGGUACCGGAGGCUGAGUUGCCUUCUUCCAGUGAGGUCUUGGCCUCAGUUUUUGCAGCCCAGGCCGAGGCAAGUGAAUGGCAAGCCACCCAGGACCACACGGUUCACACCUCCUCCAAGUCCCUGUCCAGGUCCCCCAAUACCUCUGCCACCGCUAAUGCCAAGGGUGGCCGUACCCUGGCCUUGCAGUUGUCCUUGCCAGGUGCAGAGGGCCCUGAAAGGCCUGCUAUCAACUCAGGGCUGAACUCGGGCCCUCGUCACAUCUGGGGCCUCCUCCUGGGUCUGCUGCUAUUGCCCCUGUUGGUGUUGGUUGGAAUCUUCUGAAGGGGUCACCAUUCAAAGGCAAGGCCUAGUGGGGAGACCCUGGCCUCAUGCCUAUUCCAGAUUGUCUUUCUUCAAGUAAGAGGUCACAGUUUUCCAAGAAGGUCCUCCUCUGUGGCCCAGCAACUCCCAUUCAUCCCAGUUUCUGACCAGACUCAAGACCAGUGGCUUUGUGCCCUCAGCAGGACUCUAUAGGACCAAACCCUGGCACUGCCCUGGGAGUGCUUCUGCCUCUGAGAAGGUCCGCCUCUCAGCUAGCUGCAGAUUGUUCUGAGCAGUGUGCUUGUGGUCACAUGUGCUCUUUCUCCAGCUAACCUGCAGUGGUGGCCCUGCCUUGCCAAUGACAGAGGAACUCAGGGCUUUUCAGGAACCCCUCCCUGUUUCUGGUCUCUUCCCGAGGCAUCAGAGUCCUGGGCUGUUCCUAGGAGUGCCUCCUGCCUUCCCAGGGUGAAGAAGUCAGCUGUCCUCCUGCCAUCUCCCUUACUCUGUCCCCAGCCCCUCAGACAAGAUGCUUCUUGGCUGAAGGCCCUUUGGGAGGGAAAAGCAACAGGCAUGUCCUCAUCCACAGACAUCUCAGGGCACAAGGCCUGGCUGCUCCAAGCUCUGGUUGCUGGCCCAUGACUGCAUACUUGGCUCAGACCCCUCCCAUCUCAGUCCUGGGGGAUAGGUGAGGCUGCUGGGGAGAUCCCUGUCUGCCUGGCCUGGGGCUAUCUUCCUGUGCAAGGCAGGGGGCUCUCCCUGAAUGCCCCCUUUCCUCUACUCACCUGUGUCACUGGGGAGGGAAGUUUUGAGGGGUAAAAGGACAAGCCUCACCUGAGUGGGGUUCUAAAGAUAAGGCAUACAGGAACCAGGAAAGGGAAGCAGCUCCUGAAUAAAUGCCUGUGUAAGAGUAUCCAGAGUCUCCGUGCUUGCAAGGGACCAGGGCAAAGGACUGCUGUUUGGGAGGCUCUGAGGAAGCCCAACGCUUCCCCUACUAACCUGCAGCAAUUGUUCCUUCUUCAAUACCCCCUAUCCCCCAAAUAGCCAUUUGGUUCUUUGGGACACCCUUCCUUUCUUUCCUAUAAACUCCCCCCACCUAAAUGUUUUAGUAGCUGGUAGGAAUGCGAGGAGGCCAAGGGUACUGGGCUAACUCUCCCAACUCGUCAACAGUGGGAUUGAAUUGAGCUUGGGCCCAGGAUCGAGAAGUGGGACAACAAACAGGAGCCCUAUUGUCUGGGUUCAUCUGGGACACAGGUUAGAAAUGUAUCUUAGGCAUAACUUUGCCAAUCUUUGGUUGGUGUUUGGAGGAGUCCUAUGAAAGGAGGCCCAGACACUCCCCCAGGGGAGCGUAGCUUUGUCCAGAAGUGCUGUGGGGCAUGAAAGCACAAGUAUGUGUGUAGGGAUAGCUACAGGAGACUGAGCGGCAGCCUCUGUCUCCAGGCCAAGGCCAAGGAUUGCUCUCUCUCUCCCCGUCAUAUCUAUAUUCUAUAUCUAUAUAUCACAUAAUGUACAAUGCACCCAUUUCAAGUAUACCACUCAGUGGUUUUUAGUAUAUUCACAGGCUUGUGCAAACAUCACCACAGUCAAUUUUAGAAUGGUUUCAUCACUAAAAAGAAAUCAUAAAGUUCAAGCUCUCCAACUUUGUUAUUUUUCAAGAUUGUUUAGGUUUUUCUCAGUCCCUUAAAUAUGAAUUUUAAGAUCAUCUUAACAAAUUUCUACUAAGAAACCAUCCAAGAUUUUGUUAAGGAUUGUCAUUUUAACAAUGUUAAGUCUUCUAUCCAUGAACAUGGGUUGCCUUCCCAUUUAUUUAGGUCUUUAAUUUAUUCAAUAAGGAAUAGUUUUUAAAAUAUAGACUUUGCAAUUAAAUUUCUUCAUUAUUAUUUUAUGCUAUUGUAAGUGAAAUUGUUUUAAUUUCAUUGUUCUAGUCCAAGUACUUAGAAAUACAAUGUUUAUAUCAAUUUUAUAUCCUGCACCCUUGCUGAAUUCAUUAGCUGUAACAGUAUUUUUAGUGGAUUCCUUAGGAUUUGUAUAUACAUGAUCAUGUCACCUGCAGCUCCACUUCUUCCUUUCUAAUCCAGAUAAAUUUGAUUUCAUUUUCUUACCUAAUUGCCCUGGCUAGACUCUCACUGCAAUGUUGAAUAGUAGCAAGAGCAGACAUCCUUGUUCUUGUUCCUGAUCUUAGGAGGAAAAAACAUUAGAUCUUUCAUCAUUAAGUAUAAUGUAACUGUGGGCUUUUCAUAGAUGCCCUUUCAGGUGGAGGUUUGCUUCUAAGUUUGUUAAGUUUUAUCAUAAAGGAUGUUGAAUUUUGUCAAAUAUUUUUCCUAUUUAUUGAGAGGAUUGCAUGGUUCUGUUCCUUAUUCUAGGGAUUAUAUUAAUUGAUUCCCAGAUGUUGACACAACAUAUGGUCCUGACUGGGGUUCCUCCUUCCCUUUGCUCAAGCUGGGUUGUCUGAGGCAGUCAGGUGAGGUAGCUUCUGGGCAGAGGGGGCGGUGGGGCACCCAAACUCAUCUUUCCUAGUUUCUGGGUAGGUUCUCUCUGCUUCCUUCAAAGCAAGAGCAACUAUAGCCAGUCCUCCAGAAACCUGUCACCUGAGAGAACCUAUCCAAGUUCAGGAGCAGACUUCCUUGGACAUUUACCCUUGGGGAAAUAACAGGAAGGCAGGACACCACUGGGGUGGUGUCCUGCACCAGUCAGGUUGAGCUGUGACAAAAGGGUGGGGAGGGGAUGUUUCAGCAGGAGCCCAAGAGG